This is a messenger RNA of Corylus avellana, 971 nucleotides long. Its product is annotated as cold-regulated 413 inner membrane protein 1, chloroplastic. Gene Ontology annotation, cellular component: membrane. The record is from RefSeq and is a predicted model, not a curated record. NCBI's taxonomy places the organism in Eukaryota, Viridiplantae, Streptophyta, Magnoliopsida, Fagales, Betulaceae.
UUUCUCUAACUAGUAAACUCUCUCACUCCGUGCCACUCACUUUUCUCAGUGCUCUCUCUCACUCAAGAGGAAAUGGCGCCUCUUUCCCUGUCUUCAUCUGCUCUCGGAGCUUUCACUCCCUACAGCAGCAGCACGAAGAACUUUCUCUUUGCAGGAGCUCCGUGUCACCAGCCCAAGCUCUUCUUCCAUGUCGCUGAUCAACGCUCUAAUAAUCCCCUCAGAUUUUGUGUCGAUCGUAAGGGGAUGAUGGUGGCGAAGGAGAAGAAGAGGAGGGGAUUCGGUGCGGUUUGCUACGCUGGGCCUCUCGCUGCUCGUAACCUCCAGUGGAUCUCCAUCGUUUCUUCCGCGGUGUUAAUGGUUGCCAAGGGAACUGCUGUUCAGAAAUCCUUUCUUGUUCCCUUAUUUGCUCUACAAGCUCCUGCAAGUGUCAUCUCAUUCAUUAAGGGUGAAUAUGGUGUUUGGAUUGCAUUCUUGGCACUUCUCGUACGUCUCUUCUUCUUCAUUCCUGGUGAACUUGAGUUGCCAUUUGUGGCAUUAGUGUUGGUGCUUGUAGCUCCUUAUCAAGCCUUGAACCUACGGGGAACUCAGGCAGGUGCUAUUAUUUCCUUGUUGAUUGCUGGAUAUAUGGCUUUCCAGCAUUUCUCACGAGCAGGCAGCUUGCAGAAAGCCUUUGACCAAGGUUCAAUUGUUGCCACCUUAGCCAUCAUUUUCAUCACUACUGCAUCAGGCUUGCUUCUGAUUUGAAUUUCGCGUAAAAUCAUAAAUGGAUGUGGCCUUUAAUCAUCUGUAAAUUAUUGUCCUAGUUUUUUUUUUUUGUUUUUUUGGGGUGGGGGGAGGGGGUGGUAGAAUAACAGAACAAUCGAAGUUAAUGGAACUUUCUUUCUCUUAUUAGAUAUAUUUAUCUGUAAUGAGCACAAUAAAUAUGCUGAAUGUGUAGUAGCAUUCUUCAAAUGAUGAAGUAUUUUUUACUA